AUGCUGCUGUCUUCCUAUAUAGGUGGGCCGAUUAUUGAGCGGCGAUGUGCGCCCCCCGUCUUGCAACCUCCAUCGGACGUAGAAGAUACAACAGCCUGCGAAAUUUGUCACUCCCAAGAGGACGAAGCCUACUUACUUUUAUGUGACUCCUGUGACAAGGGUUAUCAUACGUAUUGCUUGCCUAAUCCUCUUUCCGAAAUUCCCGAUGGUGAUUGGUUUUGCCCUGUCUGCGAAAGUGAACUUGAACAUGCAGAACAAGAAGUGUCAGGUGAUGACUUCCCGCGUCCACGUCGUAGCUCUCGAAGUCGGAGGAGAAUGUCAUUUGCUGACUACUCAGCAGAGGAGACGAGUAGUUUAGGCGAAAAUGCAGACGAGGAUGAGGAGCAGGACGAGAAUUCUCACUCUUAUCUUCACUAUCUCUCCACAGAAUCGCAGAACCGUCUUGCUCGAAUUGCGGCACGACGCCAUCGAGGAACAGGUCUGCUAAGAAACCUCAUUGAACAGCUUUCAGAACGGGUAGAAAUGGAAGAACAACAAAGGCGUCGUAAUCGAAGGCAGAGUCAAAGACGUCGCGUCCGUCUUGCCGAAACAAUCAGCUCCCCUGCUCCCUUAGAUCCCCCUGUACAACCGUCAACUUCAUCACCUCUGCAACCUGCGACUACUACCCAAAACCGCCGUUUCCCUGUUAGAUGUCGAAAACGUCGUCUAAUCGUGGACUGUUCAUCCUCAUCAGAUUCUGACGAUAUGAGAGGAACCCCCGCCACCUCAAGACUUCCAGAGCCCCACUCAGGCCUGUCCGAGUGCGAUUCGAAUGCUGACUCAUUAAUUGCUUCGCCAAUACUCCCACCUCGUCGCCGGUUGAAGUCGAAUCCCAUUCAAAGCGGUGAUGAGGAUGCGUCUUCUUCACUUUCGAAACCCAAUGAUUCCGCCAUUUUUGGUCCAGACCGAAUUUAUGCUAACGACAGUAGGCAGGAUCUCUUCAUAUCUUUAACUAAUGAUCCAGCUCUCGACGAUACUGUGGACGACAUACAUGCCACUGCGUCGAAGAAACCUGAUGAGCGCAACAGCAGUGCCGUUAAACGGAAAAGGAGGAGGGCUAAAAGACGCAGAAUGACGUCUAAGAGCAGUCGUGUUUCAAGAGCGCGAAGAAAUGUUAAAAAAAGUCGCACUUCGGUGUCCGUAAAAAAAUCAAAGAAAAGGCAGCGCGUGCGUUUGAAUUCCACCCAACAGAGCCUUCAGAAUUCUGUUCGCCAGCGCAACCUUCUACAAGCCAUGGCACCGGCCGAAGGAAUCAGCGCAGCGAUUUUCGCCGACCAACACCAAGGCUUUCAAUUACAGGAACUGAAGUUGACUACGGGUAGGCAUUUUCCCCAUGGGAAGUGGAGGUUCGCCUUUUUCUUGCGGCUCUACAUUGGGCUCCUUUCCGAAUCAGAAGACGAUAGUGGAACAAAAAAGUCGGAACAGCAGUCCUCGCCCCGCCCCUCUGCCUCCUCUUCCUUGGGAUUGUUGAGUCGCCUUGAAGCGGACCAGUCAUCUUUAUUUCAAUUCCGAACGUCGAAUAUGCACGUGAAUCCGGAUAACUCCCUUUCGCCUGUAAAAUCCCCACCUCCUCAGGCGAAGAGGACCUCCAAUUUUCUGAAUCAUGCAUCGGCGGCGAAGAGUGGAGACCCGUCGAGUAAACUUAAUGGUGCUGCCGUGAACGGGACACUUGGGCCUAAAGGUCGGUCACGCAACGAUGUAACGGGGAGUGUCGAGAAAGGUGUCAAUGGUCACGUGUCAAGCGACGCGCCUGAACCGCAAGUGGAUCCACCCAAACGCCCGUUCUCGUCUUCAUCAACGUGGACGUCUGGGGAUGCAGUGCGCGCAAGAAAGACCUUGGCAGCACAUUUGAAAGUUGCCCAUCCUUCGCUAACCGACUCGGCGGCUAGAAAUCGAAUUGUACAGAGGGCUCUUUCUAAGGUGCUUGCAAAGAAGCCAAUUCAUGUAACAGAUUCAAAAAUGAAGAAGCUGAUUGAUGAUUACAAAAUGUGGUCGUCUUCAACAGGCAUCUCGAAAAUCAGUGGAAUUUGGGUCGAGCUCUGUGAUGAGGUCGGCGAUUUUGGCAAUGGGUUGUUCGUCAUCCAGAAGACGGAAAGGGUCCUCUCGGCAAUUUCGAUGUUUGUGCAAUUUCCUCGAGUGGUUUCUCGGUGUGCUAGUCUUGGCUGGGAGGCGUUUGGCUUUGAACCCGGUGCUGCCAACUGCAAGGGGUGCACGGGCCUGUGGGGCUUCGAUGGAGGCCGCAAGCGGCUUUUCUUGAGCCGGUCGUCGUUGUUAGAAGGGCCGUUCUCAACCGUUGACAAGGGCUCUCGGAAUAAGCUGGCUCGACUGGGUCGAUGCUAUAGGCUCCAAAGUAAGGCGCCGAGUGUGAGCGCGAAUGCUGGCGAUGCUAGCGGAAACGUCCCCAAACGAAGUCCUCUGCCGAUUUACCUACGCAAAGCGACUUCUCGACGUCAGGAUUCUGAAACUGCUGAACCCUGCGCACGUUCAUCGACGGUAUUGCGUUCGGUAGACAGUGAGGUCGUGCCCCAUAAAUACGGAGAUUGCUUCCUUGAAAAGGAUAUGACUAGUUUACUCGAAUUUGAAAGACUAGAGAGAGAGUGCGAUGCUGCUUGCAGGAGCCUUGUUCACUACGGCGUUUGGUUUUGUGCCACAAGGUUUGCCUGGACAGGCGGCUAG
Molecule: messenger RNA, 2715 nt
Organism: Mesocestoides corti
Lineage: Eukaryota; Metazoa; Platyhelminthes; Cestoda; Cyclophyllidea; Mesocestoididae
Source: the annotation of a GenBank genome assembly